GGCAUUCGUAUCGGCAAUAAAAGUAGAAAAACGCGUCCGCUUCAGCGUGUCUUUCACUAUUCUUCCUUUCCUACGCGGUCUGCUCCCGGUUUUGUUCGCUUCCACCUCCUCCUCUUUCUGAUAUAGGAUAGGAGGACGACUAGUACUAGUAUUCAUCUUUCUUGCCAAAAACCCCACCUCAAACGUAAGGACUAGAAUUUGAUAGAUGAUGUUGCGAUCGUGCUAUAGGCCGUUGGAGAGGUGUUUAGGGAGGAGGAGUGGCGGCGGCGGCGGAGGAGAUGAGCUGCUGUGGCACAUGGACUUAAAGCCCCACGCCUCCGGUGACUUCUCCAUCGCCGUUGUCCAGGCUAAUUCUAGUCUCGAGGACCAGAGUCAAGUUUACACUUCCCCCUCCGCCACUUACGUCGGCGUCUACGACGGUCACGGUGGCCCUGAAGCUUCUCGCUUCGUUAACCGCCACCUCUUCCCUUAUUUACACAAAUUUGCCAGUGAGCAAGGGGGUUUAUCAGCGGAUGUGAUAAAGAAGGCAUUUAGUGCUACAGAAGAGGAUUUUACCCAAUUAGUGAAGCGAUCCUUGGCGGUUACGCCACAGAUUGCUUCGGUUGGCUCAUGCUGUCUUGUUGGCGCUAUUUCUAAUGACCAGCUGUAUGUAGCAAAUUUAGGGGACUCCAGAGCUGUUUUGGGCCGAAGAGGUUUUGAUGGUGAAAGUGGUUCAGUGGUAGCUGAGCGGUUAACAACAGAUCAUAAUGUUUCGUGCGAGAAGGUGAGGAGGGAGGUUGAAGCACAACAUCCUGGUGAUUCUCCCAUAGUGAUCUAUUGUCGCGGAGUCUGGAGAAUUAAGGGCAUAAUUCAGGUGUCAAGAUCUAUUGGUGACGUCUAUCUGAAGAAACCUGAGUUCAACAGAGAUCCAAUUUUCCAGCAGUUUGGAAAUCCUGUUCCGCUAAGGAGACCGGUAUUAACAGCAGAACCUUCAAUAAUCUGUAAAAAGAUCCAGCCGCAAGAUCUGUUCUUGAUAUUUGCCUCUGAUGGCCUUUGGGAGCACCUAACUGAUGAGGCUGCUGUGGAGAUUGUAUUCAAGCAUCCAAGAGCAGGAAUAGCUAAAAGGUUAGUUGGAGCUGCCCUGCGGGAGGCUGCAAAGAAGAGAGAGAUGAGGUACAAGGACAUGGCACAGAUAGAAAAGGGAAUUCGGCGGCAUUUCCAUGAUGAUAUCACGGUGGUCGUAAUUUAUCUUCAUCACCAGAAAAGCAAAUUGUCUCCUACUAAAAGGCAAGGCACUGUUGGCUGCAUAAGCGCUCCAGUGGACAUCUUCUCCUCUAACUCGGAUGAAGAAAUGGAUGACGCAUACGGCAGGAGUUUCUUGAGCAAGGACAAUCAGAUAAGGGCGGUAUACUAAUAACAUAUACUGCUACAUCUGAAGUCUGAACUGAAAAAAUGUAAUAUGUAGGUAUACAGGAAGACGCAGUUCGCCGUUGUAGAUAUGAGACUGAAGAGUGGUGUAGCGGCUUAGCAUUUUCUUAACUUCAGAUCCGGAUUGGAUACAAUCAUUUUUUUGUUCUUUCUUCCGUGCCGUGAGUUGGUUUUGGAGACAAAUAAUGGAUUGCAUUACAGAAAAUAAUUAUAUGUUACUACGUCGAUUGUUUUUUU
Messenger RNA from Coffea eugenioides, 1644 nucleotides. RefSeq names its product probable protein phosphatase 2C 63. Bases 206 to 1393 code for a protein of 395 amino acids. Gene Ontology annotation, biological process: protein dephosphorylation. NCBI's taxonomy places the organism in Eukaryota, Viridiplantae, Streptophyta, Magnoliopsida, Gentianales, Rubiaceae. The transcript is spliced from 4 exons. The record is from RefSeq and is a predicted model, not a curated record. Gene Ontology annotation, molecular function: cation binding; protein serine/threonine phosphatase activity.